AUGAAGGCAUUCCAUCCUGGGCGAAUUCAUUGGCGCCGGCUGCACCCCACACAUGGGUGGACUUUUCUGGUGAUGGGUGUGUACGUUCUCCUGUUUAACACCCCAGUAAGAGCAGCAGAAGGUCUCAAGCUUGUUGAGUGGUUGCUCAGAUCUGGGGCAAGUACCUCACAGAAGUGCUCAAAAGCUGCAACGGAGAUCUCGUUGAGUUAUACAUUAAAAGACAGCAAGAAAUCAUAUUUGAAGGCCAGCUGCGCUUCUUGCUCCGUUCUUGAUGUUGUCCGAGAAAGUUGUCAGCAGGUGCACAAAAAAGCUGAGUGGAAAGCUCAAGAGGACCAGCUGCGAAAGGUAUUGAUGGUUUUUGCAAAUGCCUCCAGCUCCCAAGCGUCCCCACGAGUGUCGAUUCACCCAGGUAUCAUGGACAUUUGGGAGAAAUUCUAUGCAGCCAAAGGAUCGCAUGACUUGACCUUUGAGACAGCCGAUGGGCCAGUGACAGCACAUGCUCAAGUGCUGAAAGAGGCAUCAACAGUUCUCAGUGCCAUGCUGCAAUCGUCAAUGAAGGAAGGCGGGUCACGACGCGUUGAAGUGAACGACACACCCGGCAGUGCUGUGUCGCUUUUCCUGGAGCUACUUGGUCUGGACACGAUCUUGUACACAUGCUCUUCACACUGCAAACCUGACUACAAGACAGCAUUGCAUGCCCUGGAUUUGGCUCAUCGAUGGCAAGUAGAAGUGGUGACCGCUCUCCUGGUUGAAGCGCUUCGAGAGAUGAUCACAGAUGAAAGCUUUGCAGAGAUUGCAGAGCACGCGGUCUUGAAGGCCUGGGACAGAUCAAGUGAUACAGUUUCACUUGUCCCACGGGUUCUUCGUGGGUUGCAAAAACACGAGUGGAGAAUUCUUGCACCGUUUGGAAGAUCAACGUCCUAA
Messenger RNA from Durusdinium trenchii, 924 nucleotides. Lineage: Eukaryota; Dinophyceae; Suessiales; Symbiodiniaceae. The record is from the annotation of a GenBank genome assembly.